Molecule: messenger RNA, 1436 nt
Organism: Nannospalax galili (Upper Galilee mountains blind mole rat)
Lineage: Eukaryota; Metazoa; Chordata; Mammalia; Rodentia; Spalacidae
Product: sulfotransferase 1A1-like
Exons: 7
Coding region: 602-1348 (248 amino acids)
Biological process (GO): sulfation
Cellular component (GO): cytoplasm
Molecular function (GO): sulfotransferase activity
Source: RefSeq, a predicted model, not a curated record
CAGCACAGCCUGAGUUCUUGUCUAUGUCCUGGUGCUUUCUCCCAAUUUGACUCAAUUUAUCUAUCAAGAGGUUCCUUCCCUUCUGGGGCUAAGGGCUCUCCCUGCCAUAGCCUCUUCCUGCCUGUUUACUGAGCCCCUUGAAAAUCCAGAGGGGGAAAAAGUCUUAUGAGAGCUGUUCUUCACCAUUCCUGAAUGGUGCUCAUGAGGUGGCCCAGCAGCCAUGGGGCAGGGGCACCUUCCAGAACCUUCCACUCCAGCAUUCCUUCCUAUUCUGAAUUGCCUCAAACAGCCUUUCCAGCUCACCUCCGCCUCCAGUUCCUUCAUUCUGCCCAUUCCCAUCAUCCUUGAGGUCAGCCAGAAGUUCCCAAAACUUCCGUGGUUGUGCUGACCUAAACCCUGGAUGUCCUCAAGACUGGCUUGGCGGCAGCAGGAAGAACAGCCAGUCCCAGCACUGUUUCUACCCCCUCCCACUUGGGACCUACAAAACCUUCAGUUCAAAGACCCGCUCUGCAUUCCUCACACUGCAGCACCCACAUAAAGAUUAUCCCUACCACUGUACACCAGGGAGGCCACAAGGCUCAGAUCCUCAGCAGUUAGCAACAUGGAGCCGAAUCUGGAUGUCAUACGGCUGCCACUAGUGUCUGUGAAAGGGGUCCCGCUUAUCAAGUUCUUUUCAGAGGGUAUUGGACAGCUGCAGAACUUUACAGCCUUGCCUGAUGACCUACUUAUCAGCACAUACCCCAAGUCUGGCUCUACCUGGAUAAGUGAGAUAGUAGACAUGAUCUACAAGGGUGGCAAGCUAGAUAAGUGUUUUGGGACCCCCAUCUAUGACCGAGUGCCCUUCCUGGAGUUCAGAUGCCCAGGCAUUCCCUCAGGUAUGUGCAAGGGGUUGUUGGAGACAAGAAAACGGAUGGAGACAGGUCCACGACCCAAAAAUACCAGGUUCAUGGCUCAUCAAGACACACUUGCCCCUGUCCCUGCUCCACAAGAGUGUGCUGGAUCAGAAGGUCAAGUAAGCAUCCAAACCUCCACUGAAGAUUUCUCUGUGCUCCAGAAUCCCAAAAGGGAGAUUAGGAAGAUUCUGGAGUUUUUGGGACACUCCCUGCCAGAGGAGACAGUGGAUUUCAUCGUCCAGCACACAUCUUUCAAGGAGAUGAAGGAGAACCCCAUGACUAACUAUACCACCAUACCCUCUUUUGUCAUGGACCAUAAUGUUUCCCCCUUCAUGAGGAAAGGCAUUACUGGGGACUGGAAAACUAUCUUCACUGUGGCCCAGAAUAAGUGCUUUGAUGCACACUAUGCUGAGAAGAUGGCAGGCUGUGACCUCAGCUUCCAUUUUGAGCUGUAAGCUGAUGUGGCUGCAUUGGGAAUCAAGGGGAGUUGAUACAUCAACCCACCAUGACCGCAAGAAUAAAGUGUGAUGUUUUAAACCCACA